Molecule: messenger RNA, 7147 nt
Organism: Sphaeramia orbicularis (orbiculate cardinalfish)
Lineage: Eukaryota; Metazoa; Chordata; Actinopteri; Kurtiformes; Apogonidae
Gene: ankrd12
Product: ankyrin repeat domain 12
Exons: 13
Coding region: 225-6086 (1953 amino acids)
Cellular component (GO): nucleoplasm
Molecular function (GO): protein binding
Source: RefSeq, a predicted model, not a curated record
AGAGGACGGGCGACGAACGGCUGGGAUGUUUUCAAAACCAGAGAUGAACGUCACACAGCCGUAGGCUACGGUUAACGUCCAAUAUUUAGGAAAUAACUGAUUAUAUUGCGCAAUAUUCACAUAUAGCUGAACCUGAAUGAGUCGGUGGGGACGUGUAGCCCAGUUUAGAGGUGCAUGAUGAACCUACUGUGCUGUAGCUGUCACAGCUAGUCAGGUGCCACACCAUGGCCAAACCUGGGAGCGACAGAGAUGGCGCCAUGGUGGAUAAGCAGGCGGGGAAGAAGAACAAAGACAAGUUGUCCCCUUUCACCAAAACUCCAAAGUUGGACCGGAGUGAGUUGCUGGGGAAGGAAGGGAAAGCCAAGUCUUCCAUGAAGCGCAAGCUCACCUUCACUACCAGUCCGCCUCGGACAGAGGAGCGGGACUCAGACACCGAUGACUCAGACCCAGGCCAUUCGAGUGAGACCUGGGGAGAGAGAUUAGUGCCUCCCUGCAGGAUAUACGCAGAUAAAGAUGGACCAGACAAGAAGAAGGUGAAAAAGGAAGCUGGAGGCAAGAAGUCGCAAGCUUCUAACCUUUUGUUUGGGUAUCCUCUGUCAGAGCGCAAACAGAUGGCUCUUCUAAUGCAGAUGACUGCCAACAGUCCAGACUCUACCCCCAGCCACCCUUCACAAACGACCCCUGUGCAGAAGAAAGUCCCCAGCAGUGCCUCGUCUCGACAGAAGGACAAGGUCAACAAGAGGAAUGAGCGAGGGGAGACACCCCUUCACAUGGCAGCCAUCCGGGGAGACGCCAAGCAAGUGAAAGAGCUCAUUAGCCUGGGAGCUGAUGUCAACGUCAAAGACUUUGCAGGUUGGACUCCUCUCCAUGAGGCGUGUAAUCUUGGUUACUAUGAUGUGGCCAAGGUCCUAAUAGCAGCAGGAGCAGAAGUGAACACGCAGGGUCUGGAUGACGACACACCUCUUCACGAUGCUUCCAGCAGUGGGCACAAAGAUAUUGUGAAACUGCUACUACGGCAUGGUGGUAACGCUUUCCAGGCCAACAAGCGUGGGGAGCGCCCAGUGGACGUGGCAGACUCUCAAGAGCUGGAACAGCUAUUAAAGGGAGAAGUGCCACUAUCGGACCAAGAUGAAAGCUCUUCAGACUCUGAAGACCCACCAUCUGUCAAUCCAUCCAGUGUGGAUGACAACAUGGAAGAUUCUGAUACUGAAAAGGACUCAGAUGGCAAAACAACCACAAAAUCUGCUGUUCCGGGGCUGGAUGAGUAUGAGUUCAAGGAUGAGGAGGAGGAGGAGGAUCUGAGUAAGGCCCUGAACGACAGACACAUCCUCCGCAGGGAACUCCGACAGAGAGAGAAAGAGGACAAAGAUAGAAAUCAUGUCGCAGGAAAGCAGGGUGGCAAGGGGGAUUCCUCCUCUAAGUCUAAGAAGCAGAAGACCUCCCGCAUCAACUGCAGCUCAGAUACCUCCAGCGAUGAAAUGGAGAGUCUUCCUGAGAAAAGGAACUCGCCCACCUGUUCUCAGAGCUCAGAGAGCCACAAUGCUGACACAAGGUCAAAAAAGGACAAUGCUGAGCUAAAGGACAAGGGCAAAGUUAAGAGGAAGAGCAAAAGCCAGAACCGAAACAAAGAAAACCAAGAAGACGGGAAAGAGAACAGCAAAACAUUAGUACUGUCACUAGCAACUGUGUCUGAGAGCACAGAAAAGAGCCGGGAGGAAGACUCUUUCAAGAUGUCUUUCAGUCCCAAAGAUGAGUCAUCCGUCCACCUCUUCCAUUUGUCGUCCAUUAAAUCUCCCAAACUGAACCACAACUUGACAGAUAAACAAACACCACUCAAGCAGGAAAACACUAAGUGUGUUUCAAUCAGUGACAGCUCAUGUCCUGUUGAUGGUGUCAAAUACAACCACUACACAGACGCAGACUACUGCACCGAAGGUUCCAGCACCAAGGGCUGUAAGCACAAAGAAAAGAGCAAACAUCAACAGAAAGACACAAGUGUAGAUGGAGAUGAUGGACAUUCAAGCCCUUACAAAGAAGUAAACAUAGGAAACAGCAUAGACAGCUCUGAUGGGGCCUUACGAAAAACUGACCUAGAUGGUAAAGUAGUAAAGAAGCAUAAACUUAAACACAAAGAAAAAGACAAACACAGGAGGGAAUAUGAGGCUGAGCGGAGCCGCCACAGGCAAAAAGAGGCCAGGAAAGACAGCCACAGGAAUUUGGAGUUUGACAGAGAGUUCUGGAAAGAGAAUUUUUUCAAAAGUGAUGAUACAGAUGAACCUCUGCCAGUAAAAAAGGAAGGUGAAGACAACAGUUCACUUCAGAAAGCCUCUGAUUCUCCGCCUGUCAAAGAUGAGAGAAACUUAAAGGAGAAGCACUCCGGCAGCAAGGAGAAGAGGCUGAGAGAGGAGCGAGAAAAAGACAAAACCAUGAAAAAAGAGCGCAAGGAGACUGCCGGUAAAGAGGAGAAAGCGAAGGAUACAAAGCUGAGUGAGCGUGACGAGAGAGUGGACUGCCACGGCUCAGGGCGGAUUCCAGAGGAGUCGCUACAGAGCAACAGCAUGAAAGAAGAAACAGAAGAGAAACCCGUAAGUGGGAUCACAGCUGAUCAAGAACAGCUGGAGCUCUCUGAAAAAGGCUCACGCGAGAAAACUGACAAGAAGCUCCCAGGAAAGGAGAAGGAUUCUGAAAAAAUGGAGAAAAAACAUCCUGACAAGGAAAAGAAGGUUAAGAUGGAGCACUUUGACAAAACUGAACCACAGAAUUCAGUGGAUCGUUGGAAGGAAAAAGACAGAACAGGAACCAUUUCUUCCCACUUGUCUGGAGAUAAAAACUACAAAGAAAAUGAAAAACUGAAAUCUUUAUCCACAACAAAAAAACAUGAAGACAGCAGGAAAAAUAAAGAUAAGGUAGAGAAGCGGUCUGAAAGGGAGCGGCAGGAUAGGGAAUAUAGUGUUGGGGAUCACAGAGAAAAGGAUCGUACAAACUCUGAUAAGAAAGGAAAACCUCUGGAAAAGACCAUGGACCAUAGUAAAUCAGACCGUUCAAAAGAGAAGGACUGUGACAGGAAGAAGAGAGAUAAAAUGAAAGAUGGACCUCUUUCCUCAAGUUCCAAUCUAAAAUUACUGUUGGAGGAAAAGAAAAGCUAUCUCUCUGAAAGUGGCAAGUCCUUAUCAGCAAAAUCAAAGGAGGAACUUGUGAGAACACCAGAAAAAGAUCGUGACCGGAGAGACCGAGACAGGGACUCGGACAGACACAAGGACAAAGAUAAGGAACGGCACAAAGACCGCUCCCAGCAGGCCAAGCUGAUGAAGGCCAAACCAAAUGAAUCCGACAUAGACAAGGCCAAAUCUAAAGCCUCUCCAGCACCACGGGACACCAAGCCCAAAGAAAAAAGGCUUGUCAAUGAUGACCUGAUGCAGACCAGCUUUGAGCGCAUGCUCAGCCUGAAGGACCAGGAGAUUGAGCAGUGGCAUCGGAAACACCUUGAGAAAAUCAAGCAGAAAGAAAGGGAAAGGCUAAAACAGCGACCUCUGGCAGAUUCAGCAAAGGCCAAACCUAAAGACAGAACGAAACCUGACACGUGUUUAAGCAAAGAGCUGGUGCGCUCGAAAAGCUCAGAGGUCUCAGAUGUCCAGAGCAGAGAAAAACCCCUUAAAGAAGGCACCAGUCCCAGAACAAUGUCUCUUGAUGGAAAGUCUCUCCCCUCAGUCAGUGCGAAGGUCAUAUCAUCUGUGGAAAACUGCUUGACCAGAUCUCCCAGGCCAGAGAGUGAACGCGGUGGCGUCAUGUCCAGGUCAGUGUCUCUGGUUUCUGUUGCUAGCUCAGAGGACUCAUGUCAAGCAGCGACACUAACACCUAAACACACAGAAUAUGACUCUGACAUGAACCUGGAAGCCUCAGACUCACAGCCUGCAUUCCUCCAGUCUUCCCUCGUCAUUCAGGCCACCAGAUCACCGUCUGUUCAUGAUAAAGAUUGCAACAGUCUUCCAGAUGUGUCCCAAAGUAAUCGGACCCCGCUGUUUGGUAGACAUGAAUCUCCUUACCUCAGGGCUAUUCUGGAUGAGGAUGCCAACUCAUCGACUGAAGGCAAAAAUGUUGAAAAUCUGCCAAAAGCCAACCUGCAGCCUACAGAGGAGGUGAGAUUGAGAGACACCCUGGCAGAAGGAGAUGAGAGCCUUAGCAGUCACAAUUUGACAGAACAGCAAUAUACAAACUCAGCUGCUGACACAGGUGCAGACAGAGAGGGGAGCACUCCUGGCACAACACAAACGCUAAAUAAAGAUCCUCCAAGUAAAAACCUGACACUUCCACAGUCCGGACUGUUGCAGCUCAGUGGUCCUCAAACAGUGUCAACAGAGCUGAGGGCACUGUCCUCCUCUGACUUUUCUGGCACACAGUGUCCGACUGACAACACAAGUUCACUGGCAGAAUGUAAAGAUACUGAGCACCCAUCAGUACUUGCAGGGUCUCCCCCCCUCGAGACCUCAGUACCCACAAAUUCAAAACCCUUCCAACACAGGGAACCGCUCCCAUGUUCCGCUGUUGAAAACCUGCAGCAGACGGAGCUGGACACGAUAUUGGGUUCUGACCAUAAAGACAAAUCUCUUGAGAAUUCUGAUAGAACAGAACCAGAAAGCAUGGACAAUGUUUCAGAGAGCUACAGAGCAGAUGGGAUAGGGAGUCCUGUACCAUCCACCAGUGAACACAUUCCCAGCUCCACUGCAGGGGAAUCCUCAGCAGGCUUUGGCAAAACAAGCACAGAGCCCAAAUGUUGUCCAGAGGACAUGGAUGUAGAUAGUUAUGACUGCAAGAAAUCAAGAACUUCCAGUGACACAGUGUGUCUUGAUCCUCCAGUGGAGAAGGAUGGAAUCCUGCAUGUAUCAUCCACCAGUUUAAAUACCGAACACAAGGAUGAAGAGAUGUCAGACUUCUCGCAGAGCUCGGAGAACAAUAAUGCUACUGCCAUUUCUGCUGCAGCAGAGGCUUCUUUGGUUGAAAACAGCGAGUGCUCGUCUGAAUCGAGAACAGAAGCCAACCCAGAACCGAUGGAGGCGGUCCCUGCUGAUGACAAACCAGAGUCACUGUCAGCUGCAGAAGAGCAAAGCACCAUCCCGCCAGUAGUUCAAACUGACCCGAGCAACAACGUCUCAGCGAGCUCCUCUCCACAAUCUGGAGACCGGGACUCAGACUCCUCAGGGGCUAAGAUCAAGGUUCGUUCUGCAGACGAGGAAGUGGACAUACAUGUGCCCCAUCCACGAAAGAGGAAGAUGCCGAAGAUGUCUGCAUCACAGUCCUCCAGCGCUCAGCAGGACAAGGAGAGAGGCCAGCAGUCUCUGGCUGCUAUUGUUGACUCCAUAAAGCUGGAGGAGAUCGAGCCCUAUCAGACAGAGAGGGCCAACCCUUACUACGAGUUCCUGCACAUUCGCAAGAAGAUUGAAGAGAAGCGCAAAGUGUUGUGCAGCGUCACCCCCCAACCACCACAGUAUUAUGAUGAAUAUGUGACCUUCAACGGAUCCUACCUCAUAGAUGGGAACCCACUCGGCAAGCUCUGUAUUCCAACAAUAACUCCACCUCCGUCGUUACCCGAGCAGCUGAAAGAGAUGUUCAAACAACAAGAGGUGGUCCGUAUGAAACUACGGCUCCAACACAGCAUUGAAAGGGAAAAGCUGAUUGUUUCAAAUGAACAGGAAGUCUUACGAGUUCAUUACCGGGCGGCAAGAACACUAGCCAAUCAGACUCUGCCUUUCAGUGCCUGUACAGUUUUAUUGGAUGCUGAAGUGUACAACAUGCCUCAAGAUGUCCAGAGCGAUGAUGGCAAGACGUCAGUAAGAGAUCGAUUCAACGCCAGACAGUUUAUGUCGUGGUUACAGGAUGUCGAUGACAAGUUUGAUAAACUCAAGACGUGUCUACUGAUGAGGCAGCAGCACGAGGCGGCGGCUCUGAACGCUGUCCAGCGUCUGGAGUGGCAGCUCAAACUACAGGAGCUGGACCCAGCCACCUACAAGUCCACCAGCAUCUUCGAGAUCCCUGAGUUCUACAUCCCACUCGUGGAGGUCAACGACGACUUCGACCUCACCCCAAUAUGAGCAAGCCCUUCGGUGAGUCCAGCGUCGGCACGGCGACGACACCUGUGGACACGAGAAGAAGCCCGCACGCAUUCAAGAAGAGGAAAAAAUGUGAAGCACUUAGAAUGUGGCGACGAGGCGAAAAGAGCACUUAGAAACUGUUAUCCAGAGCUCUGACAGUCCCAACAGGCACCAUGAGGACUCGCCGUGAUGCACGGAGCCCACGCCUGUGGAGGGGGAACGCCCAUGGAGCAAAGACCAAAGGCGGGACCAGGCGGUGCAGAGAGCAGCAGUGUGAAGCGAGGGCUGGACCAGUCUGCCUUCCACUGCUCCUCAUCAGGCAGGGUCACACAGAUGGAAGAUUUCAAAUGUUUUCAAAGUGAGUGUUCAUACAUUGUGUACAGACUGUGCUCUUAAUUUUUUUAACUUAUUUUAUACAUAAAAUUGUGCAUUUGUAAAUAGCCAUGUAAUUAUUGUUUUAAACUUGUAAAAACAAUAAAGUAAUAGAUAUUUUGAUUGUAAACUUGUUCUGUCUCAUGUUUUAAUGGACCAAAGUUGGUUUUUAUAUCGAGUGUCCUCUUUGUCAGUGAUGUUCUUGUUGUUGUUGGCUUAAAUCUUAAGCAUGUGUUGGCUUUUGUUGUUUUGUUUUUACUGUUUUCUUCCUUCCUCAUCUGGAGUUCCACGCCACAGCUGGUGUUUUUUGACUUUGGCAAUUAAAUGCUGUGCAUGCGUUGCGUUGUUUGUACUUUUUCCUAAAAAGCUGUACUGUGGACUUAAUUGUGAGAUUUACUGAAGUGUUCCAGCUUUUUUUGCGCCAUUGUGUUGCGUCCUUUCUGCGGCCUCACUCCUCAUGUGUUGUCCAUUGUGUCUUGCGCACUUCAAGUCUGUUGUGGCUUCCAAGGAAAAAAAACACACAGUACUUUUACAGUUUCAAUGUGAGAUCACAACAAAACCUAUUUUUUCAACAUAAUGCCUUUUGAACGAUAGUUCUAAAAAUGUCUAUUUUAAUAUUUACUUGUUACAUGAACUUGUACAUAUUUGUAAUAUAUAAUUGAAUAAAAUUUAUUUGUUGUGAAAUGAAA